Fusarium keratoplasticum is the source of this 1788-nucleotide messenger RNA. Its product is annotated as MFS domain-containing protein. Gene Ontology annotation, biological process: transmembrane transport. Gene Ontology annotation, molecular function: transmembrane transporter activity. The transcript has a single exon. The record is from RefSeq and is a predicted model, not a curated record. NCBI's taxonomy places the organism in Eukaryota, Fungi, Ascomycota, Sordariomycetes, Hypocreales, Nectriaceae. Bases 1 to 1788 code for a protein of 595 amino acids.
AUGGCUGAGCUCGACAACAUCGAGGCCCCUGCGAGGGCCAACAUUCCUUACUGGCGUCUAGUCAUCGACCAAGCUGGAGUCACCCCUGCCGUCGCCGAGUUCAAGUACGAAGGCUCCGGUACCGAAGAAGAUCCUUACCUGGUGAAAUGGAUUCCCAACGAUCCCCGAAACCCCAUGACCUUUAGCAACUUUACAAAAUGGUUCAUCACAAUGACCGUCGCCAUCGCUACCCUCGCCGUCGCCCUCGUUUCAUCGGCUUACACUGGAGGCAUCCGCGAGAUCAUUACCGAGUACAAGAUUAGCCAAGAGGUUGCGACGCUCGGAGUCUCGCUGUUCGUGCUUGGUUUUGCCAUCGGUCCUCUCCUCUGGGCUCCUCUCAGCGAAAUGUUUGGUCGACAGGUUCUCUUUAUCGGAACAUAUGCCGCUCUUACCGCAUUUAACGCCGGAUGCGCUGGAGCCCAGAAUGCGUGGUCGCUGAUCAUUCUUCGUUUCUUUGCUGGUGCUUUCGGCUCGUCGCCUUUGACCAACGCCGGUGGAGCUAUUGCCGACAUGUUCCCCGCAUCGCAACGAGGUCUGGCCAUGGCCAUCUUCGCUGCCGCUCCCUUCCUCGGUCCCGUCUUGGGUCCUGUCAUCGGUGGUUUCCUUGGUAUGAAUGCCGGUUGGCGCUGGGUCAUGGGCUUCCUGGCCGCCUUCUCUGGUGCUCUGUGGAUCCUCGGCUCCAUCCUUGUCCCCGAGACUUACGCGCCUGUUCUUCUUCGAAAGCGCGCUGCAAAGCUCUCCAAGAUGACGGGCAAGGUCUACGUCAGCAAGAUUGACCAUGAUCGUGGCAAGGUUACUCUCGCCGAGUCAUUCAAGAUGGCCUUGUCGCGACCUUGGAUCCUGCUCUUCAAGGAGCCCAUCGUUUUGCUCCUAUCCAUCUACAUGGCUAUUAUCUACGGAACCCUCUACAUGCUCUUCGCCGCAUUCCCUAUCGUCUACCAACAGAACCGUGGAUGGAACCAGGGUGUUGGUGGCUUGUCCUUCCUUGGAAUCAUGGUUGGCAUGCUCUUUGCCAUUGCUUACACCAUCCCCGCCAACAAGCGAUAUAUCAAGAUGGAGGAGAAGCACGGAGGCUUUGCGCCCCCUGAGGCUCGUCUCCCUCCCUGUCUCGUCGGCUCUAUCGCCCUUCCCAUCGGUCUGUUCUGGUUCGCCUGGACCAACGACAAGCACGUCCACUGGAUGGCUAGUAUCGCAGCUGGUGUACCCUUUGGCUUCGGCAUGGUUCUCGUCUUCCUCAGCGUCAUGAACUAUCUCAUUGACGCCUACACUAUCUUUGCAGCCUCUGUUUUGGCCGCCAACUCAGUCCUCCGAUCCUGCUUUGGCGCUGCUUUCCCUUUGUUCACGUCCUACAUGUACAAGGACCUCGGAAUCCACUGGGCCUCUUCCAUCCCAGCCUUCCUCGCCCUGGCCUGCGUGCCUUUCCCUUUCCUCUUUUACAAGUACGGCGCAUCCAUCCGCGAAAAGUGCAAGUUCGCCGCCCAGUCCGCCGCCUUUAUGCGCAAGCUCCAGAGCGACCAGGCUCCUCCCGCCGAGGAGACCGAAAAGGACGAGACCCGUCCUGGAGAGCAGGAAGACUUCAACGACGAUGCUUCUACGGAAGUUGAUGAGCCAGUCUAUGCUCCUAUUUCUAUGGCUCGAACCCGGUCGUCGACACAUACGACACAUACUCGGGCAUCUCAGAGGAGGAGAUCGUAUGAGGGUAACCCUUACGACAUUGAUCGUGUCAACACGAGGCAGUCGUUUACAUAA